This is a messenger RNA of Chiloscyllium plagiosum (whitespotted bambooshark), 1721 nucleotides long. NCBI's taxonomy places the organism in Eukaryota, Metazoa, Chordata, Chondrichthyes, Orectolobiformes, Hemiscylliidae. The record is from RefSeq and is a predicted model, not a curated record.
UGAACAUUUUGUCUCCUAGAUGCGACAGUAUAUGUGGGUGGUCUGGAUGAAAAGGUGAAUGAGCCGUUGCUAUGGGAACUCUUCCUGCAGGCUGGGCCGGUGGUUAACACCCAUAUGCCCAAGGACAGAGUGACUGGGCAGCAUCAAGGAUAUGGCUUUGUGGAAUUCCUGAGUGAGGAGGAUGCAGACUAUGCCAUCAAGAUCAUGAAUAUGAUCAAACUGUACGGAAAGCCAAUCAGGGUCAAUAAGGCCUCAGCUCACAACAAGAACCUGGAUGUUGGUGCAAACAUAUUCAUUGGCAACCUGGAUCCGGAGAUUGAUGAGAAACUCCUGUACGAUACUUUCAGUGCUUUUGGGGUCAUCCUGCAGACUCCCAAGAUUAUGCGGGACCCUGACACUGGCAAUUCCAAAGGCUAUGCCUUCAUCAAUUUUGCCAGUUUUGAUGCCUCUGAUGCUGCCAUAGAGGCGAUGAAUGGGCAGUACCUGUGUAACCGGCCUAUCACUGUGUCCUAUGCCUUUAAGAAGGACUCCAAGGGCGAGAGGCAUGGCUCAGCAGCUGAACGCUUGCUGGCUGCGCAGAACCCUCUGUCACAGGCCGACCGUCCUCAUCAGCUGUUUGCUGAUGCUCCUCCUCCUCAGGCCUCUCAGGGUAAUGUGGUGUCCAGCUUGGCAGCAGGAGUGCCCCCUCCAGGUAUGCCACACCCAGGAUCAUUCCCACCUCCAGUGCCUCCACCAGGGGCAAUACCACCAGGGAUGCCCCCAGCAAUGCCACCUCCAAUGCCACCCAGCACAUCCGCGCCUGGACCACCAGCAUCUGGCCCACCGGGGACGACGCCGCACCAUGUGGGACCUCCGUUUCCUCCGGGAGGUAUGCCCCAUCACGGAAUGCACCCAAUGCAGGUGCCACAUCAUGGACCACACAGCAUGGCUCCCCUGUCUGGUGGGCCAGCACAGAAUGCUCCUCACCGACCUCCCCCUCCUGGAAUGCAGCAUCACAACCCUCCUCCCAUGGUGAUGCCCCCUCGCGGACCCCCAUUUGGACAUCACAUGGGACCACCCCCACAUGGAAUGCGUGGGCCCCCACCUCCAAUGCCCCCGCCCGGGUUCAAUGGCCCACCACGUCCUCCACAUUUUGGAUUUGCGCGCGGUCCACUCAUGCCCCCACGUGGUGGUACCCGGCUCCCACUGCCCCCCCGAGGAUUACCGCGAGGGCCCCUCCAGCCUCAGUAAUGGUGACCACUGCCUCAGAGAGCCGCGGCAGCUCCUCAGGGAGCUGUGUUUGUCAGUAAGACACUGUCUGGAUCAGGAUGAGCUUGUAGCUGCUACAAACCGGAUCACAUCAAUGGCUUCCCGUGCUCCGAGAUUUCACAAACAACCUGGAACACGCGGCCUGCGCAGUGGGUCACUGUAUCACUCUAACCAGGCUCUUGGUCACUCUCACUGUCCCUCUGGAGUGUGAGGGCUGUUAGCUGGUGAAUGGAGACCGGUCCUGAGUUGCUGUAUGUCUGAGAGCUGUUCCCUUUCAGACCGAAGUUUUCAUGAUGAUGUCUCUGCCCACCCUACAAGGCUGAUGUAAAUCAGAGAAUUAACGUUACUGUGGACCCAACAGUUCCCUGAUACACCCCUGACUCUCCAUGAGAGGGGUCAUGCUAUUGCUGUUACAGUGAGAGGGGUGGUGUUAGAGGUCAGCCCAGGCUGGGGGAGGGGGUUAAGAGGUUAGC